GUUUGACGAAGAUAAAACGGAAAGUGUCGAACUAGACCGUGUGGAGACAUAGGAGCUGUGAAAAAGGAAGGGAUCUGUGAGGACUUGAGGAAAUGUGUGCCGUGCUCGAUCACCCCAAAGCGAUGACGGCAUUCGCUCCUGUAACAACGGCCAUUCUAGCUCUGCGAUUCCGACGUGUGGACGAGCGUUCUGUUGGAAAACACACCGCCUCUCACACGCCCCAACACACACAGGCAGGCUGGCACGCUGCUUCUCCGGAACUCCUCCGACCCACGACCCGAGCUCCCUGCUCCGCUGCACCGCUCCGUCUCACUCCUGAUUGGCCGCAGCGCAUAGAGGCUGAAGCCAGCGAGUGCCGCGUCCCCCUCGCGCUCCGCCACAUGCUUUUGCCCCAGACGCCAAGCAGCAACCCCCGGCAGCCUUAGCGGCAGGAGCAGCAGGAGGAGAAGACUCCGUGUCCCCCCGCAACUCCGUCAGCGGGACCCGGUCGCUCUGCUGGCCCGUAGCUUCCGUGGAAGACGGCGGAGGGGUGGAGGUGCUUGGCACGGGUUGGAUCUUGGGUCCGGUACAAGGCAGGAGGAGGUGCAGGGAGAGGGACGAGAGGCAGGAAGGGGUUUGCAAGGUGUAAGGAAGAGAAGCAAGGAAGGAUACGGUCUUUCCUGGCAUCCUCGUUCUGGCUGAGGGGAGGAAAGAAAGAGAGCAAGCAGGCGAGAGAGUCCAGCAGAGGUAGGGGAGGCGCGGAGCGGCUGGCCGAGCCUGAGUGGACCGAAAGGAGGACUGGUCCCCUCGCCCCUUUGUCCUGCACACACCCCUCGGACCAGAACCGGAACUAUGAUGUACUUCUGGCCCGCCGCACCGGAGAGGAGGCGAACGGAGCCUGCGUCGGAGCAGCCACCUGCUAGCAAGCCGCGAGGAGUCAGGAGAGGCAGGGAUAAGCAGGGAGAGAGAGUGAGAGUGAGAGAGGGAGGAGGUUCCCCAGUAGGCGUGCACGGCAUCCCACCGCCCCAUGCUGUGCUCCACUGCCAACGUGGGCGCUUUGCUCCUCUCCGACGUUGGAGCGCUGCAGCACCCCCUCCUCUACAUCCCUGAGGGUAACCAGGAGGCCACAGCCCCCCCAGAGACGAUGGCUCAGCCGUACCCCCCCGCACAGUACCCCCCGCCCCAUCAAAGCAGCAUCCCGGCGGAGUAUGCGGCGGCACCGCACCAUCCCACAGCGGAGUACGGGUGCCAGAGCGCCGUAACCAUCUACACAGCCACUCCUACCGCCACACCCACUCUCGGCGAGCCACCUGUCACAGACCGCAGCGCUGCCACCUCAACGACAGAUGAUGUGACACAGGCAGAGGCCCCCCAGUCACUCCAGCUCCAGCUACAGCCACCAGACACCCCGGAGAAGCAGCAGCCUAAACGGCUGCACGUCUCCAACAUCCCAUUCCGGUUCCGCGACCCAGACCUGCGGCAGAUGUUUGGGCAAUUCGGAAAGAUUUUGGACGUGGAAAUAAUUUUUAACGAACGAGGCUCGAAGGGCUUCGGCUUUGUAACGUUCGAAACGAGCGCAGAUGCCGACCAUGCGCGGGAAAAACUAAACGGUACUAUCGUAGAAGGACGCAAAAUAGAGGUAAACAACGCAACGGCAAGAGUAAUGACUAACAAAAAAGUGGCAAACCCUUAUGCGAACGGCUGGAAGCUUAACCCGAUGGUUGGAGCUGUCUGCGGGCCUGAGCUGUACGCGGUAACUGGGCUCCCGUAUACGACGACAGGGACUGUAGCGCCAUACAGAGGCACCCAUCUGCGAGGGCGGGGUAGGGCUGUCUACAACGCAUUCCGCACUACGGCUCCGCCCCUACCCAUCCCAGCCUACGGAGCGGUGGUUUACCAGGAUGGUUUCUACGGGGCAGAAAUUUAUGGGGGUUAUGCAGCUUACAGAUAUGCAGCGCCUGCCACCGCUACCGCUUACAGUGACAGCUACGGCAGACUCUACGGAACGGGGGACCUGUACCCCCACUUGAUUGGCCCGGCCGCGGCCUACACCGUAGGAACUAUGUAAGAAGGAAAGGAAGCUCUGUUGGGUAAAGACUGUUGGAUCCCACAAAGAGGCCGAAACUGCAAGGAAGCGGGGGGCAGGGGCCA
Molecule: messenger RNA, 2130 nt
Organism: Scleropages formosus (Asian bonytongue)
Lineage: Eukaryota; Metazoa; Chordata; Actinopteri; Osteoglossiformes; Osteoglossidae
Product: RNA binding protein fox-1 homolog 3-like
Exons: 15
Coding region: 1007-2047 (346 amino acids)
Biological process (GO): nervous system development; regulation of alternative mRNA splicing, via spliceosome
Cellular component (GO): cytoplasm; nucleus
Molecular function (GO): mRNA binding
Source: RefSeq, a predicted model, not a curated record